UAACUAUAGUUGUACGAUGUAAGCCAUUUAUUUUAAGACCUUAUCCUUAUACUCUAUAUAAUAUGGACUAAGGGAAUCUUCAUUCCAAGGAAGAGCAAAAGCUAGCACACACGUACAAGAAGAGCUAUCUUUAGUCCUCACUUAAAAUUCCUAUGAUGUCGUCAAGAACAAGUUUUUCCGUGGUGCAUGGUGAGCCUGAACUGGUGGUGCCAGCAGGACCAACUCCGCGAGAAUUAAAGAACCUCUCUGACAUAGAUGACCAAGAAGGGUUACGUUUUCAGCAUCAGGUAAUAAUGUUCUACCAAAAGAGUCAUGUUAUGGAAGGAAAACACCCUGCUACGGUUAUAAAAUAUGGUUUGGCUGAAGCACUUGUACACUAUUACCCACUAGCUGGUAGGUUGAGAGAAUGGCCUAAUAGAAAGUUAACAGUGGAUUGCAGUGGUGAGGGCAUUUUGUUCGUUGAAGCUGAGGCUCAUGUUUCACUCAAGGAGCUAGGCAAUUCCAUUCUGCCACCAUGCCCCCACAUGAAGGAACUCCUCCUUGAUGUUCCUGGAUCACAAGGCAUUCUCGGAUGCCCUCUGCUGUUGUUUCAGGUAACCCGUCUAACAUGUGGAGGAUUUGCUUUCGCCGCACGCAUGAACCACACAAUCUGCGACUCACUCGGGCUAGUUCAAUUUCUCACCAUGGUUGGUGAGAUUGCAAGAGGUGUUUCUAUAUCACAGUUCCCUGUGUGGCAAAGAGAACUAUUCAAUGCAAGAGACCCACCAAGAAUCACUUAUGCACACCACGAAUAUGAUGAAACCAAACAUUGCAGCAACAAAGAUACAAUGGACUUUGACCAAAUGGCCCACGAGUCAUUUUUCUUCGGCCCAAAAGAGAUUGCAACCCUUAGGAGUCACCUUCCUCAGCACCUAAGAAAAUGCUCAACUUUUGAGAUACUAUCUGCUUGCUUGUGGAAAUGUCGCACCAAAGCACUUGGGCUGGAGCCCAAUGAGAUAGUGGGCUUAUCUCCCUUUAUUACUGCUCGUGGCAAAGUGGGCCUACAUGUGCCCAAUGGGUACUAUGGCAAUGCCUUUGCCUUUCCAAUGGCGCUUUCUAAGGCUGGACUUUUGUGCCAAAGCCCAUUGGAAUAUGCAUUGGGUUUGAUAAAAAAGGCAAAGGCCCAAAUGGGUCUAGAAUAUGUGAAAUCAGUGGCGGAUCUUAUGGUUCUCAAGGGUCGGCCCAAAUACAAAACAAAAGAAAAUUACCUUAUUGGGGAUACUACCCAUGUGGGGUUCUAUGAUGUGGAUUUUGGGUGGGGGAGUCCUAUCUAUGGAGGGCCUGCAGGGGCUAUACCUUUUGUUAGCUUCUAUGGACGGUUUAGAAACAAUGAAGGUGAGGAUGGGGUUGUUGUGCCAAUUUUGUUGCCACACCAUGUCAUGAAGAGGUUUCUCUUUGAGCUGGUGAAGAUCACAAGUGAGGUACCUGUAGGUUUGUCUUACAACAAAAUAACAAAUAGGUCCAUGUUGUAACACUGCUGUUAUGAUAAAGGAAGAGUACUAGCAGUACA
Messenger RNA from Glycine soja, 1549 nucleotides. RefSeq names its product methanol O-anthraniloyltransferase-like. The record is from RefSeq and is a predicted model, not a curated record. NCBI's taxonomy places the organism in Eukaryota, Viridiplantae, Streptophyta, Magnoliopsida, Fabales, Fabaceae. Gene Ontology annotation, molecular function: acyltransferase activity, transferring groups other than amino-acyl groups. Bases 153 to 1511 code for a protein of 452 amino acids. The transcript has 2 exons.